AUGCCAGCCACAACAGCCCAAACUUAUACCAAGGACCAAAAAGUUGGAGAAGGUACUUAUGCUGUCGUGUACGUCGGCAAGCAAGUGAAGACAAAUCGCAAGAUUGCCACGAAAGAAAUCAAAACAGGCUUGUUUAAAGAUGGCCUCGACAUGUCUGCGAUUCGGGAAGUAAAAUACUUAAAAGAGCUCCAACAUCCGAAUGUUAUCGAAUUGAUUGAUGUAUUCAUGUCACACGACAACAAUUUGAACCUCGUGCUAGAGUUUUUGCCCUGUGAUUUAGAGGUUCUCAUCAAAGACCAGAGUAUAGUGUUUAAAUCAUCAGACAUAAAAGCAUGGCUUCUUAUGACACUCCGAGGAUUACACCACUGUCACCGGAAUUUCAUUCUUCAUCGAGACUUAAAACCAAAUAAUUUGCUCUUGGCUCCAGACGGGCAACUCAAAAUCGCCGAUUUCGGGUUGGCCCGCGCCUUUGGAAAUGCCAACGAGGAUUUCACCCCCAAAGUUGUCACUCGCUGGUACCGUGCCCCUGAAUUGCUUUUUGGCGCAAAGCAUUAUACGGGUGCUGUUGACAUUUGGGCAGUUGGGAUUAUAUUUGCUGAGCUCAUGCUUAGAACACCAUACCUUCCAGGAAAGGACGACCUAGAUCAACUAGAUGUGACAUUCAAAGCCUUGGGCACACCAACAGAACAGGUAUGGCCGAACGUCUCAAACUUGCCAUUGUACAACGCUUUGAGAGUGUACCCACUUCCGUCUAGACAAGAACUUCGAAAUAGAUUCAGCGCAGCCACUGAGAAGGCCUUAGACUUGAUGAUCUCCAUGACCCAGCUAGAUCCGUCAAGAAGAUGCGAUCUGACGGCGGCAUUGUUGAGCGAAUAUUUUACAGAAAUGCCUUCGGCGACACCACCACUUGAGUUACCUACGAAAAAGAGUGAAAAGGAUGAGAAGAGACGAAAAAUAGCGUAG
Metschnikowia bicuspidata var. bicuspidata NRRL YB-4993 is the source of this 963-nucleotide messenger RNA. Its product is annotated as TFIIH complex serine/threonine-protein kinase subunit. Gene Ontology annotation, molecular function: cyclin-dependent protein serine/threonine kinase activity; RNA polymerase II CTD heptapeptide repeat kinase activity; ATP binding. The record is from RefSeq and is a predicted model, not a curated record. The transcript has a single exon. The coding region runs from base 1 to 963 and encodes 320 amino acids. Lineage: Eukaryota; Fungi; Ascomycota; Pichiomycetes; Serinales; Metschnikowiaceae. Gene Ontology annotation, biological process: positive regulation of transcription by RNA polymerase II; protein phosphorylation. Gene Ontology annotation, cellular component: cytoplasm; nucleus; transcription factor TFIIH holo complex.